UACUUUAAUGACGAUGACGAUGGCACACUGGAAUAUCAACCUGCACCUGGAAGUCCCGCUGCUGCUGGUCAUGCUGUAAAUGAGGAUAGCCAAUCCGAUGAUUCUGAUGAUCCUCUCGAAAAGUUUAUGGCCGGUGUAGAGGCAAUAGAUCCUCUACCCCCGAUUGACCACAGUGUCAUUAAGUAUCCGCCAUUCACCAAAAACUUUUACGUCGAGCAUCCUGAUAUUAGUCAACUUUCAACUGUCGGCGUCGCUGAUCUUCUAGGAAAACUAGGUCUUCGUGUGAGUGGGCCCAGCCCUCCACGACCAGUCUGUUCAUUUGCACACCUCGGUAUGGACGAGCCUUUGAUGGAGGCCAUACGAAAGGCCGGAUACACCCAACCUACCCCCAUACAGGCGCAGGCAGUGCCGGUAGCUUUGUCUGGACGUGAUCUGAUUGGCAUUGCUAAGACAGGAAGUGGAAAGACGGCUGCCUUUCUCUGGCCGAUGAUAGUGCACAUAAUGGAUCAGGUAUAUAUGUCAAUUUAA
This is a messenger RNA of Protopolystoma xenopodis, 528 nucleotides long. The record is from the annotation of a GenBank genome assembly. NCBI's taxonomy places the organism in Eukaryota, Metazoa, Platyhelminthes, Monogenea, Polystomatidea, Polystomatidae.